CGGAUCUCAGGCUCGCCGAAUUUGUAGGCAUACAUCCUUACUCAUCUGGCCAGCCAAGUGGUGACGAGAAAAUGGGUGACUCAGCGGAAAAGCACGGGUUGCAAGACCUCACUCCCGACGGCGUUAAAGCAAUUGUUGAUAUCGUAUUCGUGCAUGGCCUUCACGGCAACAAAGAAACGACAUGGACUGCAACGACGAAGGACGGGAAGGUUCUUUGGCCUCGAGAUCUCCUUCCCCAGGACAUCAAGGAAGCGCGCAUCUUGACCUGGGGCUACGAUUCGCACAUUACGCAUUUCUGGACGAAGACUUCCCUUGGAAAUGUGGACACACAUGCCAGGAACCUGUGCGCAGACUUGAGCAGUCUGCGAGAGUACACAGACACGACCGAUCGCCCAAUCAUAUUUGUUGCGCAUUCCCUCGGAGGCAUUGUCUGCGCGAAUACCCUUGUUCUCUCUGAGAAUUCCGCGGAGCCCUACGCGAACGAGAUUGCGAGCCAUAUCAGAGGUAUCGUGUUCUUGGGAACCCCACAUGAAGGCUCCAGCAAAACGAAGUGGGCAAAAGUCGGCCAGCAAUUUGUCUCGCUGUUCAAAACCGUGAAUAAGGAGCACAUCCAAAUUCUCGAACAGAAUUCCAUCAAGCUGGGGGCGAUUGGGGGCGCAUUUGAAACAGAGUUGAGGAAGCGAAGAGAGUCUAAGGAACAACGCAGCAAGAUCGAGAUAGUCUGCUUCUUCGAAGAAAAGGAGUCCCCCUUUGGCAUCAUCGUCACGGAAGACUCAGCCCACCUCGGGAGUUACGAAACGAUGUCAAUUGCAGCUGAUCAUAGGGGAAUGGCCAAAUUUACGUCGAGAGCAGAUCCGGGGUAUACGAGAGUCCUGGGUUUUCUGAGAAGGUGGGUCGAUAGUCUGAUGGAGGAAGUGGCGAAGGCCGCGAAACCUGAAUCAGCCGUGACGAACAACAAGGCGUGGUUCAAUGGUCCAAAUUAUGGUGGCUUCAUGGUGGGCCAGAGUGACGCGCCACAAAAUCUUUACAAUCAGUAUUAUGGUCAGGGGGGACCAGGACUAGGUAACCACGGGCCAGGCGGCCUCAAGCCAGGGAACUGAGCUCAUUCCUCAUCUUCACAUCCUCCGUCAUUCGUUUCCCGAAACCUCGGCGAGGUAAUAUUUCUGCGGUACGAAUUAGCGAAGAUUUGACCAUACCAACAGACUAUGAUCUCGGUUUUUCGUUUCCAUGUCGCUCAUUGAGCUAUCUUUCACCGCUAUAAGUAGUUUGAAAGCACUCUAUGCACCUAUAUAGAGUUAGAAUGGAAGCCGC
Molecule: messenger RNA, 1311 nt
Organism: Trematosphaeria pertusa
Lineage: Eukaryota; Fungi; Ascomycota; Dothideomycetes; Pleosporales; Trematosphaeriaceae
Exons: 7
Coding region: 72-1100 (342 amino acids)
Molecular function (GO): hydrolase activity, acting on ester bonds
Source: RefSeq, a predicted model, not a curated record